Messenger RNA from Fonsecaea erecta, 1038 nucleotides. RefSeq lists its product as hypothetical. Gene Ontology annotation, cellular component: mitochondrial large ribosomal subunit; ribosome. The transcript has 3 exons. Gene Ontology annotation, biological process: mitochondrial translation. Bases 1 to 1038 code for a protein of 345 amino acids. Gene Ontology annotation, molecular function: structural constituent of ribosome. NCBI's taxonomy places the organism in Eukaryota, Fungi, Ascomycota, Eurotiomycetes, Chaetothyriales, Herpotrichiellaceae. The record is from RefSeq and is a predicted model, not a curated record.
AUGCCCCGUGCUACAGCGCCUCGUGCGAAGAUCCACGUCAAACGGACUCCCCCGGUUCUUUUAACACAACGGGUUCGUCCUCGAGACGGCGACGGACCACGCCUAUGGAACGCAAAACGACGCAUCAAGACCAGCAAAGGUCUAACCUUCUUCCGAGCACAUGCGCUGGUCAGUAAAGAGAAACUUCAAGAGUGGCAGAGGUCUUCGUGGAACAGGCUCAAUGCCGACGAGCAGAGAGCAUUUGCUCCUGUCUUUCGGCAAGACGGGUUAAAUAUGGAAUGGUGGAAGCUGGACCGGAAGAAUCUCGAGAGGUUCAUGGACACCCACCCGAGCCUGCGUGAGGUGUCCAGCGAUGUCAAGUCUUUCAUCGCAGCUGGUUCGAUAAACUUCGAGAGAUCGACAAUCCUGCGAAUAUUGAUGGACCCUGCCCGAUACUUUGCAGUUCCACACAAUGUCCCUUUGAGCAUGCGCCGGCAGGUGUACUUCCCCGAUCCUAAAGACGCUGUGGUGCUGAUGCGAACACCGCAUCUGGGUCCUCGCUACGCCGCUUUCGAUGUACCACUCCACUUCAACAAGAUCGACCUCAGAGCCUACCUGAAAGAUGUCUAUGGCGUCGACGUCCUCCACAUCCGCAGCGUGGUGGUACAACAAAAAGUGGAGAGAAAAGAUGGCAGAGGCAAAUACUCUCAGGGCAAACUAUUUCGUCCGCCCAGCAAAAAGAAAAUGACAUGUCUCCUGGCGAAACCCUUCGUGUAUCCCGCAGAACCGGAAGACCUGGAACCAUGGGAGCACGAACGAUACUGGGAAUCAAUGAAAGCCAUCGUGGAGAAGAACCGCGAGGAAUCGGAAUGGGGCAUGAUGAACCCGGAUCUGAAGCACAGAAAAGCAAUCGCCCUCCAAGCUCAGCAAUUACUGAAGGGAAAGAUGAAAUGGGCGCCGACGUGGCAGAACUUUUCCGACGAUUGGCGGGCGAUGCGAGGAUUGGGGUCUGCCGCCAACAACUCGCAGCCAUCACAACCGACGAAUUCGUCUUCGUGA